AUGAUUGUGAUGAUGGGAGCCUUGUAACUUUCAUCAUUCAAGAUUCAAAGCACAAGCACAUUCUUUUGCCACAGCCCCAAGCCAAAAGCUCUUCUUAAACUACUAUAGCAAACCCUCAAAUCCCAAACUACCCAUCAACACCCACCCAAAGACAAAGCCUUUACGCCUCCAAAACUCUCUCUCUAAAUCUUCCACAACCUCUCAAAUACAAAACUACCCAUCAAUACAAAGCCAAAUGAAUAUAUAAUCAAACUUCCAAACACUCCAUUCAUACUUCUGUCUCUCUCUCUCAUCAACUUGAAACCUCCCACAAUUCUUCAACUGCAUAUGGUUUGAGUAACAAGCAGCAAUGUUGGACACCAUGAUCCCAGCAUGUUUCAGCCAGCCCAACACACUCUCAAGCAGCUCUCAAGUGCCCCAAAACCUUAUAACCUGCAUAUAUCAAACUCAGCUUUGCAACUCACCCACAUAUCUCACUCUCACUUGGUCCAAAAGCCCCUUCUCUCACUCUCUAACCAUUCAUGCCUCAGACUCUUUUUCCAUCACCAUCUCCCUCAACCCAUCAACUUUCUCAUUCUUCAGAACCAAACCAGGCUCCAAAUCCAUCUCUCUAACCCACAACCAUUGCCAAAGAAUCAAGCUUUACUGGGACUUCACCCGGGCUGACUUCAUUCACAACUCGGCUGAGCCAGAGUCUUGCUUCUACAUCGCCAUUUCUUGCAAUGCCAAACUUGAAUUCUUUCUUGGGGAUCUUUUGGACGAGUUCAGUCGGCGGUCAGGGGUAGUUGUGACUCACAAACUCAGCCAACCUGCCCUGUUGUCAAGGCGGGAACAUGUGUUUGGGCGCAGGAAUUACAUAUCCAGAGCUCAGUUCUUGGGGUCCAAACAUGAAAUUGGAAUAGAGUGUAGCGAGGGUACGCUUAAAGUAAAAGUAGAUGGAGUGAUAAGCCUGAUUGUCAAAAGGUUGGCUUGGAAAUUCAGAGGCAAUGAGAGAAUUUUUGUUGGUGGAGUUGAAUUUGAAUUUUACUGGGACGUGUUCAACUGGGUUAAUAAUCAUAACGGUGCUAAUGGGAAUGGUCAUGGUGUAUUUGUUUUUCAAGUGGGUGAUGGUGGGGUGUGGCCAGAAAUGGUAGGUCCUGAGAAGAGGUUGAUGAGGAAGAGCUUGUCGACAUCGGCUGCUUCGGCAUCAAUGCCGUCGAUGACUUCGUUGUCCCCGUCGCCGUCAUGCUCAAGUGUGUUGCAAUGGGCAGAGGAGAGUAGUGAUGGGGGGAGAAGUUCAUGUUCUUCAUCUACUAGAUCAUAUGGUAGUAAUGGGGGGUUUUCUCUGUUGCUGUAUGCUUGGAAGAGGGACUGACAAAGCAAUGUGAAUUAUGAACUGACCUUUUAUCUAUUAAUUCCAGUCUGAGGAAACGUUUGAGAUUGGAAAUAAUUCCUUAGUGUUGUAAAUUAAAUUUCUUGUGAUUUUCCUUGUGUAUUAAUUAAUAUAUAUAUAUGCAAGAAGUGCUUGAUAUAACUUCUGCUA
This is a messenger RNA of Prunus mume (Japanese apricot), 1522 nucleotides long. RefSeq lists its product as uncharacterized. The record is from RefSeq and is a predicted model, not a curated record. Lineage: Eukaryota; Viridiplantae; Streptophyta; Magnoliopsida; Rosales; Rosaceae.